AUGUUAGAGUUAAGAACUAGUUCAAAUACCAAUAAGAAAAGUAGUAAACUUGAUGAAAAAAGUAAGAAAGUUAUAAAAAGUGAAAACGAUAAUUCAGAAGACUUAAAAAAACUAUAUAAUGAAGAUUCUAUAAAUAAAAUGGAUAAUUAUAUGAAUUAUUCAGAACAAAAAACUCAGAAUUAUCCUAUAAGUAGAACAACAACUUCUAACGUAAUUAAUGGCGGAAGUAUGGAAAGUGUAAAUGAUGGAACAUUUAAUAAUAACUCCAAAUGUGCUAAUAUUUCAAAUGAUUAUGAAAAUAUAAAGCAAAUAAAUGAAAAUAUACAUAUGAAUAGUGAACAUCGCGAAGGUGAUGAUUAUGAAAAUCUAAAUGAUAAAAAUAAGAAAAUAAUAAAAAACAAAAAUAAUGAAGAUCAUGAGGAAGUUGGUUUUGAAUCUCCUAAGAUAGAAUUGGAAUUAAAUGAAAAAGAGCAUGGUAAUGAGAAUGAUAUAGAAAAUGAAAACGAAAAGAUGGAAGAAUCGCAAAAUGAAAAAAUGUGUAGCAAUAAAUCUGAUUUAAAUUAUAAAAUUGAAGAUAAGAAUGGAAUUAUAAAAGAAGAAACAUCUUUAUUAUAUGAUAUGGAAAAUAUAUAUAAAAAGAAUGAUUUUCCCCCUGAUUUUAAUGAAAAUAAUCUUAGUGAUAGUAAUAAUAAUAUUAAUGUUAAUAGUUCUAAUACCUUGUUAGAUAAAGCAUGUGAGGAUGAAGAAUCAAAAGAAAAAUAUGAUGAAAAUUUUAUUAGUUACAACAGUCCUUGUGGAUACAAAGAAGAAAUAAAAAAAGAAAACCCACUAUUUAAAGGGGAAAAUGAAAUAGAAAAUAAUAUGAAUAAGUUAAAUGAAGACAUGAAUUUAAUUGAUGAAAAUAAUGUUAAUUUAAAAAAUUCCUUAAUUAAGGAACUUAUAACAAAAAAGAAUAGUAAGGAAAUAGGAAAUGAUCAAAAUAAAACACUUUCAUUAAUAGAUAAUUUAUUAAAUUUAAAAAAUGAUGAACGAUUAAAUAAUCAGUUAAACAAAUAUUUGAAUGAAGAAAAAAAUAAUUUAGAAAUUAAUAAAAAGUCAAAAGAUACAAUGUUAGAAAAUGGUAGUUGUGAUAAUUUUAAUUGUAUUGUUGAUACAGGUAACAAUGAAUCGACUAAUAAAAAUGAAAAUUUGAUGAAGCUUAAAAUUAUAUGCUUAAGUUAUUUGAGAAUUUUGAAAAGGUUGACAUCUUUAUGGAGUGAAACAGAUAAAACAUUUGAAUAUCAUUUUGUGAAUUUAUUAAAUAAUGUAAAUUCAAAUAAUUUAGAUAAUUAUUUAUGUUGUUUUUCGAAUAUAAAAAUAUGUUUCAUUAAAAAUGUGUUUUUGGAUUCAAUUAUUGAAUGUAUUGAAGAAUUAGAAAUAAUAAAAAAAUUUAAAAUGUCCGAAAAAAAGGAGGAUAUAAAUGAAAAAGGAGUAAUGGAUAAAAACGAAUUCCAUAAGCAAAUUUUAGAAGAAGUAGAAAAUAACCUAACAAAAGAAAUUAUUGAAGAAAUAUUUCAGUUAACCUUGAAAAAUCCAUAUUGCAAUAAUAAUUAUUUAAAUAAUAUGAAUACUUCAGAAGGAGAACAUAAUACAUUAUCUAUUUUUAGUGGAUCAUCUAAGAAUAAUUUAUAUAAUGGUUCAAAUUUAAUUUUUGAUUUGAAAAAAGGAAAAGAUUAUUUGAAUUGCAGCAAUAGAAAUAUAUGUAAUUCAUUAGGAAAUUGUACAGCUAAUCAAAGUAAUCAUACAUGUAAUUCGCAUACAAAUCAUUCAUGUGGUAACAUGUCUUUAAAUUAUUCAAACAGUUUUCCUUUUAAUUGUAUAAAUAGUAAUAUAGGUAAUUCUACCAAUAAUAUUAAUAAUAAAAAUAAUAUAAUUAAUAAUAGUAGUACAAAUGGCAAUAAUACUAAUUAUAAUAAUUAUUCUAUUGGAUCUAGUGGAUGUAAAAAAAAAUGUAACUAUUCAGAUGAAAACAUUUUGAACAAAUUAAAUGUUAGUAUUGAUUAUAAUUCUUAUAACGAUUUUAAUAACAAUUAUAUUCAAGAAGCAGAGAAAGUGGUUGAAAAAUAUAAAAAUUUGAGUAAAAUAAAUUCAAAAGAUAGUGAAAAUAUGUAUAGCUCAUGCAGUCAUACAAAUAUGCAAGAUAUAAAUAACAAUAAUUUAAAUGCUUAUUUGCAACUAAAAAUGUUUAUUUCUGAAUAUGAGAAUUUAUGUAAAAAUGACAAAAUAAAAUUAAAAGAUUUAGAUUUAAAUGCAAAUGACCUAAAUUUUUUAAAAUGUUUAUAUGCUCACCUAAACUCAACUAAUAUUCUAGAGGACAAAGGAAUAAGUGACAUGUACAACGCUGAAAAUGAUUCAAAAGAAUCAAAGAAAAACUACUAUGAAAAUAAGUUGAAACUAGAGUGCUCAAGUAAUAAUGACUUAAACAAAUUGAUUCCAAAUUAUAAAUUGAAUGAAGAAGAAAGUUUUGAAGACAGAGAAAACUACUCUAAAUAUGAAAGAGAUCAAGGAUUAUUAAAUUCAAAUGACAAUUUGAACUAUUUAUCGAACAGUUUUCAGAAUAUAUUAAGAAAAAGAAAAAUAUAUGAUAAUUAUUUAUCGAAAUGUAAUAAUGGUUCAAAUAUGAAUAAUAAUUCAUGUUAUGACUUAAAUUAUCUUUUAUACAACACUAAUGUUUUAAAAAAAUUAAAAUUUAAUUUAUUAGAAAAUAAGAAGAAUGGGCAUAAUGACUUUAGAAAAAAAGAUUCUAAUGAUUUAACAUUAGAUGAUAGUAGUUCUCACGUAAAUUCAAGAAAAUCCUAUGUAUAUAAAAAUAAUAUUUUAAAUAAUUUAAAAAAUUUUAAGGAUAUGUUAAAUUUAUCGCAAGAAAGCAUAAAUAAAAAAGGAUCAUUUAAAAACUCUGCAGAUCAUAUUAAUCCAAGCACAUUAUAUGAUUUUAUUUUAAAUACUAAUAGUUCAAGUAAUGUACGUGAAAAUUCUUUGCAACAUAAUACCAUUGCAAAUAAUAUAAGUAGUAAUAAUAGUAGUGUUAAUAAUAGUAAUAACAAUAAUAGUAAUGGCAUUAAUAUAAACAGCAAUUAUAAUAUAAACAAUAAUAGUAUUCAAAAAAAGAAUAGUUAUGACUAUAAUCCUGAUUAUAAUUCUAAAAUUAGUGCUAAUGGCUCUGAAUUAUCUAUAAAUAAUCAAGAAAAUAAUGAUGGAAUACUAAAUAAUGGGAAAGUAGAAAGCAGUGUUAAUUAUAAAAGUAAAAAUGAUAUUAAUAAAAAUAUAGCAAUGAAUAACAAAAAUACCAAAAAUGUAAAAAAUGCUUCUGGUAGUCCUGUAUCAACAAAUUAUGGUAUAGGAAAAUUAAAAUAUGAAAUGCCAGUUGGAGUAAAUCCGAAUGAUGAUAAAGUGAAAGGAGUUUAUUUUUCUAAAUCUCCAAGAGGAGUAGGUAAAUGGAAUGCUUAUUUUCAAAUAGCAAAUAAUAAGAGAUUAUUUACUAGUUUCAGUGUAAGUAAGUAUGGAUAUAACGAAGCACGAAAAUUAUCUAUAUUAAAAAGAACAGAAUGGGAAAAAGAAUAUAAGCAUCAUACAGAUUUAAAAAAUUCUGAUUCUAAAAAAGGAAAAAAGAAAAGUCAUGUUGCUGCAAGCAACCUAUUAAGGAGUAAUGUAAAAAAUAUAUCCAAAGGAAAUUCUAAUAAUUCUAAUAGUGAUGCUUCCAUAUCAUAUGCAAAAGAUAAUCAAUUAAAGGAAGAUUGUCUAUUAUAUUCCAAUGACGAAGAAGGUUUAAUAAGUAAUAAAAUAAAUACAGAUAUUCCUAGUGAUAUAAAUGAUCAACAAUCAUCUAAUAAAAAAAUAAAUAAAUUAAAUAUGGGGAAUAAUGGGUAUAUUAAAGUAGAAGAUAAUUUAAAUUUUUUUAUUGAAUGCGCAAAAAAUGAAAAUGAAUCAUUCAAUUCAGUAGAUUUAUUGAGAUCAAGUCUAACUAAUGAUAAAAAUAAUUCAAAAAAAAAUUCCAUGAAUUAUACACAAAAUUCCAUUACGAAUCCUUACAAUAAUGUUAUCGAUAAUAAACAUCCCUUAAAUUCAUCUAGAAUUUUAUCUAACUCUCUAGGUUUAUCGAAUAAAUAUAUUAGAAAUUUACAUUUUCCAACCAUUGAUUCUCAUGCAGUUAGCAAUUUUUUAGAAGCUGUAACAGAUGAUCAGAAAAUAUCAUCUUAG
Molecule: messenger RNA, 4236 nt
Organism: Plasmodium gallinaceum
Lineage: Eukaryota; Apicomplexa; Aconoidasida; Haemosporida; Plasmodiidae
Gene: ApiAP2
Product: transcription factor with AP2 domain(s), putative
Exons: 2
Coding region: 1-4236 (1411 amino acids)
Biological process (GO): regulation of DNA-templated transcription
Molecular function (GO): DNA-binding transcription factor activity
Source: RefSeq, a predicted model, not a curated record